Molecule: messenger RNA, 1683 nt
Organism: Amphibalanus amphitrite
Lineage: Eukaryota; Metazoa; Arthropoda; Thecostraca; Balanomorpha; Balanidae
Exons: 4
Coding region: 1-1683 (560 amino acids)
Source: RefSeq, a predicted model, not a curated record
AUGCUGUGUCAGCUGAGGGGAGUGGCCGCCGAGACUGUGAUUCCUCUGCGCCUCGCUGGCGGUGCUUUCCACGUAUGGUCCCAGCUGCCGGCGGCCAGUCGCUGCUCGCUGACGGCCGUGAGAGACGCCCUCCAGGCGGCGUUUGCUCUCGAUGAGUACGCCGCCUAUGAAGCGUUCGCCGCUCGGCGACUGAUGCCAGGAGAGUCGGCGGACGUAUUCCUCGCUGACCUUCGCCGGCUGGCGGCACUGUUCGGAGGAGUGCCGGAGCGAGCGCUGGUAUGCGCAUUCGUGGCAGGCCUGCCGGACAGCGUCCGGCAGAUGAUCCGUGCUGGCUGCCGGGCAGAUGGACUGGACCUGUCGUCGGUGCUGGCGCGCGCUCGCGCUGUACUGACCGACGAGCGGCUCUCCGCAGCAGCAGCAGCGGCGCGUCGGAAUGUGCCGCCGCCGGCUAGCCACCCACCUGCGGCGCCUGGUCCCGGCCAGCCGCCGUGGAGACGACGGGUGGUGCGCGUCACCACGAUCAGCGGCGACGACCUGAAAUGCAGCGGCAUUGGCAGUGUAACGGUCGAGGCGCCGACGGGCCAUCGUGCCGCACUUGAAACGCUGGUGGUGGAGGAGCGGCCGCUCGGCGUGGACAUGGUGCUCGGGGUCAGCGGCAUCUCGGCUCUCGGGGGCGUGACGGUGCUGUCCCCCUCUGUGGUGCGGUUCUGUGGAGCAGUGUGUCGUGCGCCGCCAGACAUUGAGACGCCGGACUUCCGGGUGCAGUUCAACGCGGCUGCCCGGAAGUGGUCGGUUGCAUGGAAAUGGUCCGAUGGGAUCGGACCCCAGUGCCUCACGAACGCUGUGCCGCAGUAUGCUGUGCCGCCCGCCGCUCGUCACGAGUUCGAGACAGAACUUGACGACUGGAUAGAGCGGGAGUGGCUCGUGCCGUAUGACGAGCGGCGGCAGGGGCCGCCGAAAGGGUUGGUGCCGCUAAUGGCUGUGGAGCAGCGCAAUCGCGGGAAAGUUCGACCGGUACUGGACUACCGGGAACUGAAUGACUUUGUGCAGGCUCACACAGCUGACAGCGACGUGUGCGCGGAACAGCUCCGCAAGUGGCGCCGGCACGGCGCAAAUGUGGCGGUCGUGGACCUAAAGCGUGCCUACCUCCAGCUGCACCUGGAGGAGCGACUCUGGCCGUUUCAGACGGUGAUGGUGCGGGGGCAGCGAUUCUGCUUGACCCGCCUAGGUUUUGGUUUGAAUAUCGCGCCCCUCGUGAUGAAGGCUGUCGUGCGUGCUGUGCUCGAUCAGGACCCCGACAUCGGGCGUGCCGUCCUCCCAUAUGUGGACGAUCUCCUUGUAAAUGAGGACAUUGUCAGUGCCGAGCGCGUGGUGGCGCAUUUCGCGCAGUUUGGGCUGGACUGUAAGCCGCCGGAGCGGGCGGCCAGUGGAGCGCGGCUCCUGGGCCUGCGGGUGCACGAGGAGAACGGGCAGCUGCGGUGGAAGCGGGACAAUGCCAUGGACUGUAUCGCGAGUCGCCUCGCCAGUGACGACCCGGCCCGUGGCGUGUGGUGUGUCGACGGGGACGAGGUGGUCGCCUGGACAGACGCCAGCUCGCUGGCCACCGGAGUGGUCCUGGAGAACACAGACGGUGAGGUGAUCGAGGACGCAUGCUGGCUCAGUCCUCCAGCCGGCUCCAGUUGA